UACUAACAUCUGAAUAUUUAUUUCUUCCAGGGUACCAUUUUGUUGGAGCAGAUGUUGAUUCGCAGGAAUUGUGGAUUGCUGCUGUGCUUGGUGAUGCAUAUUUCUCUGGUGAGCAUGGAGCUACUGCCCUUGGCUGGAUGACAUUGCAAGGGAAAAAGUCUGAUGGUUCAGAUAUGCACAGUCGAACUGCCAAUACAGCUGGCAUAUCACGUGAUCAUGCAAAGGUUAUCAAUUAUGGAAGAAUUUAUGGGGCAGGAUUACGCUUUAUUCAAAGGCUGUUGCGGCAGUUCAAUCCUAAAUUAUCAGAAGAAGAAACUCAGCAACGUGCCACCCAACUGUUUGCAACUACCAAGGGACAAAAAGGAUGGUACCUCAACAAUAUGGGACAAAAUCUUGCCUUGGAACUGAAUUAUCCAAGCAGUGGAGAAGCUCUAGAUCGCAAAGAGAUAAAUAAGUUGUUGAGGCAGGCCAGAUAUAACAACAUAGAGGCAUCCUUUUAUGAUGUUGUGGAUGGUCCUGCUGUAUGGGUAGGUGGCUCUGAGUCGUAUAUGUUCAACUGUUUAGAAGCAAUAGCCAGGUCUGAGGAGCCACGGACACCAGUACUAGGGGCAAGAGUAACUCGUGCUCUUGAAGCAAAGUAUGUGGAUGACCAGUACAUGACUAGCAGAGUGAACUGGGUUGUCCAGAGUUCAGCUGUUGAUUAUCUUCACAUCAUGCUUGUGUCAAUGAAGUGGUUAUUCCAGGAGUACAACAUUAGAGGGAGAUUUUGUAUUAGCAUCCAUGAUGAGGUGAGAUACCUUGUAGCAACAGAAGACUCCCAUCGUGCUGCUCUGGCUCUGCAAAUCACCAACUUACUGACACGUUCACUCUUCGCUCAAAAAUUAGGUUUCAAAGAUUUGCCUCAGUCAGUAGCAUUCUUCAGUGCAGUAGACAUAGAUUAUGUUCUUCGAAAAGAGCCUCAUCUAGACUGUGUUACACCUUCAAAUCCUGAAGGACUGAAUAAAGGGUAUGGAAUUCCUCCAGGAGAGGCACUUGAUAUGCAGAAAAUUCUUGAGAUCACCUCAGGUAUUCUUGAGAAGAAUGGAGAAGUUGCCAGAUGAUAGUGUCAUUUUGCUGUAAGUACCAGUACUUUGAUGGCAUAUUUGCAUAUUUUUUUUACUUUCUGAGGUUGUUGAGAAUGAAUUUUAUUUUCCUAUUAUUUUAAACUUGGUAUAAUCAUGAUUUGCAUAACAUCCAUUCACAAUGUGUCUGGUGACAUAUAUAUCCAUAGCAUCCAGCAUCUAUUUCUUGUGUUCAUAAAAAACACCAAAAGACAUAACUAAGAAAUGUAUCUUGGCUCAUUGAUAUAUACUGCUAUUUUGUCAGUAUAAAUAGUUUCCUCAAGAAGUUCCUAUAUCCCUUGUGUUACUUUUUAUAAAGAUGUGGCAGUAUUGCAGUGAUAGCCUGGGUAUAUAUGGCUAAACAGGCCAACAGGAUGACCCAUACUGUAGUAUGGCUGGUAAUAUUGUGUAAAUAGGGAAGUGCUUAAAGCAUCAGUAGAAAAUAGUGGAUAAAGGAACUUUCUGAGUUCAACUACACUGUAUUCCAGAUUAAUACUGAAUAUAGUAUGCAUACUUUUUACCACUAUAGUGACGCAUACCAUGCGCCAUAAAGUAGACAUUAGAUAGUGCAUGCCUUUACAAAUACUUUAAUAAUUCUCUGGCAACUGAUGGUCCUUUACUCUUAAUCCAAACAGAAUAACAAUUGGACACUUGAAUUUCCUGAGUCUACCAGACUAGUUUAUUGGACCACCAUAGGAGGCAUCAAGUGUGGUGGGACAAGUGAAAGGUUAGCAGCUUAGAUCCUUGCAGAUACCUGGUAGCAUUGUUAUGUGAGGUUAACAAGAACUGCUACUGCUGUAUU
Messenger RNA from Penaeus monodon (black tiger shrimp), 1902 nucleotides. Its product is annotated as DNA polymerase subunit gamma-1-like. Lineage: Eukaryota; Metazoa; Arthropoda; Malacostraca; Decapoda; Penaeidae. The record is from RefSeq and is a predicted model, not a curated record. The transcript has 6 exons. Gene Ontology annotation, biological process: mitochondrial DNA replication. Gene Ontology annotation, cellular component: gamma DNA polymerase complex; mitochondrion. Gene Ontology annotation, molecular function: DNA binding; 3'-5' exonuclease activity; DNA-directed DNA polymerase activity. Bases 138 to 1100 code for a protein of 320 amino acids.